AAAAAUCGAAAGGAACUUGCUUUGAAAGCAGCACUGGCAGCAGAUAACCAUGCCCGGCAUCAUCCACAUCACCGAUGAGCGUGCCUUGGAUGCCCUCAAGGGAGAAGCAUCUCUCCUCGUCAUCGAAUUCGGGAAGUCCUUCCACCAAACGCCGCCGAAGCUCGAGGCCCUCAGCCAUGAGUACCCCACCGUCACGUUCUGUAAGGUCGACGUCGACAAGCUGGCUCAACUCGCACAGGACCUCGACAUCGGAACGCUGCCCACAUUCCAUCUGAUCAGGGGAACCUCAGGCGAGAAGGUCGCUGAGCUGAAGGGAUCGGACGAACAGAAGCUCAGGAGGCUGAUAGAGGUGCACGCAGCCAGGCCCUCUGCUAGCACUGACAGCAUGAUCGUGCCAAUCGAAGCGCCUGUGGCCAUUGACUCCCCGCGAGCGCCGUCGGUACAUCCCAGUGAGCUGAAUGUGCCGGACAUUGUGGAUGAGGAGGGGGGCGGCGAGUGGUCCCCAGCCUCCUGCCAGUCAGCCUAUGAGCAGGGGAGGCUGGAUACGGUCAGCAUCCGCUCAGAGGACAUGAGAAACGCCAGCUUUGCCGAGCAUGAGGGGGAGAAGAUGCUCGACGCGGCUAAGGUGAGACGCCGGGAGAGAGGUGACAGACAAACAUGUGUCUGAUUCAUUUGCCUGUGUCUGUGUCUGUCUGUGUGUGUGGUCAGCUGUCGCGGCCUCCCUCGCAGGCAUCGAACAUCUCCUACUUCCCCGAGGACAAUGACUUCCACUCAAAGUACAAGAGGAUGAAGCUGCUUUUGAACGAGAAGUACGCGAGAAAUGGCCUGCCUCGAAACACCCACCACAAACAGCCACCCUUGUUCACGUGUCUUCACAUCAUGCAGGGAGCGUGAGCUCAAGACGCUGAGACAGGCUGCACGAAGGGUGGGCAGCGACAAGCAUUAAACACUUGCCCUGUCUCCAUUGUCGUUUGUGUCGCCGUGGCAAGACAGGAGCGUCAAGCCCUCUCAUCGGCUGGUGGAGUGUCCCAGUCGUUCGAUGACGUGUCGUCAAUGCCCCGGGACGGCAGCGCAAGAGGAGACCAUGCAUUCCAGCCCUCAAAGUCGAGGAGGUCAAGCAAGAUCGAAGAGGUACGUGGGGGGUCGACAGGAGAGAUGCGAACGUGUCAUUGAUGUGUCUCUGUCUCUUUGUCCGUCUGCAGGGUGUGAAGUGGUUGGGGAGUAAGCUGAGCAGCAGCACGAUCAUGAUCCAAACACUCAUCGAAAAACACAAAGACUUCCUGGUACGUACGGGCGUGGCAAGUCAUUGUGUUUGUGUCUGGUGAGGUGAUGUUGAAGUCGUCCGUGCUUUGUGUCCGUCUCAGCAACCAAUGCACCGCAUGGCCAUCCUGCUGGCAAUUUGUGGGACAGCAGUGACCGUCCCAGUCGUAUUGUAUGUGUUGCGGGAGCAGUGGGCCCUCGGGUAGCAUAAUAGACACGGUAACAGAGCACUUGCUUCUGCCGACAGAUGAUCCAUUAUCCGUCCAUUUCGUGCGCUGUAGUGCUUGUCGUGUCUGUCUCUGCAUGUGCAUGAAGACGCGCCUCAUCCCACUGGCAGCCCUAUCUGUGUAUCAUGGUCCGUUUUGUGUG
Messenger RNA from Vitrella brassicaformis, 1629 nucleotides. Lineage: Eukaryota; Vitrellaceae. The record is from the annotation of a GenBank genome assembly.